This is a messenger RNA of Aphanomyces astaci, 228 nucleotides long. RefSeq lists its product as hypothetical. The transcript has a single exon. The record is from RefSeq and is a predicted model, not a curated record. NCBI's taxonomy places the organism in Eukaryota, Oomycota, Saprolegniomycetes, Saprolegniales, Verrucalvaceae. Bases 1 to 228 code for a protein of 75 amino acids.
AUGGUGGUCCUGCAAACGUUUUCGGCGCGCCUCAAUGCCAUUGUCGACGAGCAUGACAACGCCUUGAUCUACAAUGCAGAUCAAACCGGCGUCAACUAUGAGUACUUAGCGACAAAGACCUUGAACAAGACUGGCGACAAGACGAUUUGGGUGAAGUGCGGCGGGAAGGCGAUGGAACGCGUGACGGCCAUGCUGUUGGCGGACUCGGCCGCCGUCAAAACUGGCUGA